AAGUCAUAAUAGUGUUUGAUGAUGUUGAUCAUUGUUGCUUUUUUGUGCCAUUGUAGUUUGUCAUGUUGCCCAUGAAAUAUCGACUGUGAUCCUAUAGGAUAAAUAACCGAAAUUUUUUUCAUCCAAAAUUAAUGAUCAAACUUUGUUUCUUAAAAAAAGUAAAAUGAUGACUUUAAAUAAUGAGACGGCUAAAUACUUGAAAAUUUACUAAAAUGAAACAAUGCAUCUGAAAUCAAACGUUUUCUACAAUUUUACUCAUCAUCUUCAUUAUUAUUAUUAUUGUUGGGAUAUUGAAUCAAUUUUUUUUAAAGGCCGACAAAUUAUAAUUAAAAUGUGCAAACAAUCAGCCAAUAUGACGAUCAAACCGAUAUUAAUUCUUGCAUUAACAUUCCAUUUAUUAUUUGCCAAACAAUUGAUUGCUGAAGCAGAAAAUGAUGAUGAAUCAAAACAAACUCAGAUGCCAUCAUCGUCUCCAACACCACCACCACCACCUCCGGUGGUGAUUUGUCAAUCACCAAUCGAUUUGACUGUUGAUAGUUCUUGGCUGGAACAAGUCGUUUUUGGAGAUUUUCGAAUAUGGCACAUUAUGUUUUCGUGUUUGGGUAUUCUAACUGUAAUAGCUGUUCUACUUUGUUGUCUGUUCCGGUGUCGAAUUCCGAGAACAAAACAAGAAAUAGAAGCCGAUUAUACACGAAGAAAAAUCACCAAACUAAUCAAUACUCAUUUAAGUAAAAUUAAAUUGGAAGAGCUUGAAUUCGACCCUUCAAAUUUGCUGCCAGUAUUAAAACGAGUCGAAGAUUUGGAAGAAAAUCGUGUUAAAAAACAUAGAUCAUUUGAAUUGCGACAUAUGAAUUGGCGUCAACGUCUUAAACGAUUAUUUAGUCGUAAAGAUUUAUCAUUCGAAGAAGAUGUAGAUGAUCAAAAAGAUGAUAUUCAUGGUGUUAAAAUGUCAAAAGAAGAAAUGGAAAAAGUCGAAAAGCAAGUGGAAAGUGCCAAAAUUGAUUCAACAGCUUUCAAUAUUAUUACUGAUCAUAUUGCCAUACUUAGUAAUGGUUUUGAAUCUGAAAAAGAUCAAAAAAAACGAAUUAAAAGAGAACAAAAAGAGCAGAAAAAGCUUGAAAAAGAGCAAAAGAAAAAGGAAAAAAAAGAAAUGAAAAAAUUAAAUAAAGAAUCUAAAAGUCAACUUCCUACUAAACUAAUUGAAAAAGAUAAUGGCAAAUUAUUGGAACUUAAAGCAGCCGAAUUGGAAAAAGAUGUCAAUAAGACCAACGAAUCUAAAUCUGAUGAUAUUGCAUUAAUAAUGGACACUGUCAAAUCUGAACCAUCGACCAAGGUAGAUGGUAAAAGUUCAAAGCUUAAAGAAAUUGUCCAAUCGAAGCUAAUGACAGAAACAACAGCCAAAAAGUCGUCAAAAUUUUCUCUUCGUAAUACGGUUAUGGGACUGAUGUCUGGAUUUCUUGCUGGUGGUGGACGAAGUGAACCGAAGCAAUCAGAACCCGAACCAGAACUAAAAACUGUGGAAAGCAGUAAAAGCUCAUUACAUGAAGAAAUCGUAAUCAAUAUUGGCCUUGUUGGUCGACAAACUAAAGAUGACGAAGAAAUAAUAGAAAGAGAAUAUGAUAAUAUUCCCGAAAUCAAAGUCCUGAAAGAAAGUGAUGACGCCAUCGAGGAUGUUGUUGAUGAGACAAAUAUUGAUAAAAACUACAAUGAAAAAGCAAGCAAAAGUAAAUCGAGUAAAAGUAAACACAAAAUUUCACGAAUGGAUGCAAUCGCGGAACGGAAUCGUUUGCAAAUACCGGAAGUUAUUAUCAGUGAUAUAAAUGUGGCACGAGAUUCGAAAAUGAAAAAAAACUCUAAAGAUCUCAAGAGUAAAGAGAAAGAGAAAAAGAUAUCAAAGAAAAAAUCAUCUAGAAUCGAAGCAAAAGAACAUGAUGAAAAGAAAAAAAAGUCGAAAGAUAGUAAACAAAAAGAAAUUGAUACACAAAAAUCUAAACCAUCCAAAUCUGUAUUGAAAGAUAAAAGUAAAAAAUUGGAAAAAAUUGAAAAGCAAAAGUCAGAAAAAGAACCGAGCAAAAAAAUUGAAAAAGAAAAUUCAACAUUUAAAUUGUUGAAAAAAGUUAUGGAAAAAGAUAAAUCGCCUCGUAAAGAAAAACUUGUCGAACUCAAGAAACAAUCGAAAAUUCAUUCAUCACAUAGCGAUGCUCAUGAUGAUGAUGAACGAUUAAUUCAUAAACAACUAACUACUGUUAGUUCAUCUGAAAUUGAAAUACCAGUUGAACAUGUUUAUACGGAUCCUUCCACCUUUUCACAACCCAUUCAAAUUCAUCAUUAUCAUCAUCAUGAUAAAUCUGCAGGGCCAUCAACAUCAAUGUUCACAUCACAAUUACCUGUUGAACAUGUUGAAACGAUUGAAAAAUUUGCCGCAUCCUCACCCACUGGUGAUCAACAUAGAAGAUUGAUUAUUGAAAAGACUCGCAAUGUAAUGUUUGAUGUAGGCGGUGGACAUUAUAGUAGGAUACAAUCUCCUCAACAUUUAUAUCCACUAAUUGAAAUACAGCCAGAUGAAUCUCAGAUAAAGAUGAAAAAAAAGAAAAAAGUAAAAUUAUCAGACAAUGUAGCCAUUGCAGGACCUAAAGAUUCAAAUAAGGAUAAAAAGAAAGAUGGAAAAAGUUCACGACAUAACUAA
Molecule: messenger RNA, 2686 nt
Organism: Dermatophagoides farinae (American house dust mite)
Lineage: Eukaryota; Metazoa; Arthropoda; Arachnida; Sarcoptiformes; Pyroglyphidae
Source: RefSeq, a predicted model, not a curated record